Sardina pilchardus (European sardine) is the source of this 1123-nucleotide messenger RNA. RefSeq names its product RAB, member of RAS oncogene family-like 3 (gene rabl3). Gene Ontology annotation, cellular component: endomembrane system. The record is from RefSeq and is a predicted model, not a curated record. Lineage: Eukaryota; Metazoa; Chordata; Actinopteri; Clupeiformes; Clupeidae. Bases 54 to 755 code for a protein of 233 amino acids. Gene Ontology annotation, biological process: intracellular protein transport. Gene Ontology annotation, molecular function: GTPase activity. The transcript is spliced from 8 exons.
UCAAAUAAUGAGUAACUUCCAUUCUUAACUUCCGUAAUGCUGUUGUCAGAAAGAUGGCAUCCCUUGACAGAGUGAAGGUGUUGGUAUUAGGAGAUUCUGGUGUUGGUAAAUCUUCGUUAGUCCACUUGCUCUGUCAGAACCAGGUUCUGGGCAAUCCAUCCUGGACUGUUGGUUGUUCUGUCGACGUAAGGGUACACGAUUACAGAGAAGGCACAGCAGAGGAGAAGACGUACUACAUUGAAUUGUGGGAUGUUGGAGGAUCUGUGGGCAGCGCCAGCAGCGUGAAGAGCACGAGGGCAGUGUUCUACAACUCUGUCAACGGCAUCAUCCUGGUGCACGACCUGACCAAUAAGAAGUCCUCUCAGAACCUGUACCGCUGGUCCCUGGAGGCCCUGAACAAAGACUCCUCCCCCACCGGCGUCAUCGUCUCCAACGGGGACUAUGACCGGGAGCAGUUUGCGGAUAACCCGGUUCCCCUGCUGCUCAUCGGUACCAAGUUUGACCAAAUCCCCGAGAACAAGCGCAACGAGGUUCUGACCAGAACCGCCUUCCUGUCCGAGGACUUCAACGCCGAGGAGAUCAACCUGGACUGCACUAACCCACGCUACCUGGCAGCUGGCUCAUCCAACGCCGUCAAGUUGAGUCGCUUCUUCGAUAAGGUUAUAGAGAAGAGAUAUUUUACUAAGGACCCAAGCCAGCUUGCAGGUUUUACAGACCGAAAGCGUUUCAACUUCAAGAGUCUGCACUAUGACUGAGCCUGACUGCAAGACCACCCCCAGACACACACACACACACACACACACACACACACAGGUGGCUGUGGUUUCCUCUGCUGCUAGUUCACACAUUGCCAUCAGCCUUUCUGUCAUUUGCCCUGGUUUUGUCUCAGCUGCCCUCCUCAAUUCUUGUACAGACACCCAAACUAAAGAAAGCGUCUUAAGACUUCCACACUCCGUAUUAUGACGGGUGAAGUUCACACGACUGGAUUCAUGGAUAUUCAGUCUCCCCUUGAUGACUGUGUACCAUAAGCUGUAAUGCAUUGUUUGCUACAUUAGCAAAUGUGUUUCUAUGUAUGAUUCUGGUGAUGUUCCUGUUUCAUCUGAAACUCAGUAAAGAAACUUAC